Molecule: messenger RNA, 3768 nt
Organism: Eleginops maclovinus (Patagonian blennie)
Lineage: Eukaryota; Metazoa; Chordata; Actinopteri; Perciformes; Eleginopidae
Product: G-protein coupled receptor 22-like
Exons: 2
Coding region: 247-1770 (507 amino acids)
Biological process (GO): G protein-coupled receptor signaling pathway; cellular response to hormone stimulus
Cellular component (GO): plasma membrane
Molecular function (GO): G protein-coupled receptor activity; peptide binding
Source: RefSeq, a predicted model, not a curated record
GGUGGAUCUGCUGGAGCUGCUGGAUCUGCUGGAUCUGAUGCUGAGCGUGUGCUCAGCUGCUGCACAUCCACAGGACAGACAGAGGAAAGGCUGCGGACAUAGAUCACUGAGCGCACGACUCCGAAACAAGAGCACUGUCACUGAGCUGUUAUUCACUUGUCCUGCAUCAUGGAGGCUCAGCCUGGUGCAUCAUGGGAGCUCAUCAACGGUGUGACAGAUACAAUAUAUAAGGGCUGAGAGGUCAUUAUGGAGACUGACAGCUACACCCCCACCACCACUGACUGGGCUGGGACGUUGGAUGGCCUGGAGGGAAUGGGAAUCCUUCAGGAGCAGGGUGGUGUACCAGGAAGCCCGGACUCCUGGUACACGCCGUACUCACUGGGCUUCCAGGUCUCGCUAACUGGCUUCCUCAUGCUGGAGCUGGUUUUGGGUUUCAGCAGCAACCUGACUGUGCUGGUGCUCUACUGCUCCCAAUCAAAUCUAGUGGACUCAGUGAGCAACAUGGUGACGGUGAACCUGCACGUGCUGGAUGUAGCAGUGUGUGUGCUUUGUUUGCCCCUCACCCUGGUGGUGGUGCUUCUGCCUCCCGGACCGAACAUGGCCCUGAUCUGCUGCUUCCACGAGGCGUGCGUCACCUUUGCCAGCAUAGCCACGGCCGUCAACAUCCUGGUCAUCAGCUUGGACAGAUACGACAUUUCAGUGCGGCCGGCCAACAGGCUGCUGACCACGCGGAGAGCCGCGCUGCUCCUGGCUGCCGUUUGGGUUACCUCUGUGGCUGUGUUUUUUAUCCCGUUCUUGGAGGUGCAGUGGUCCAGUGGAGAAGAGGAGCAGGUGACGCCUUUGUCGCUGUCGUCAAAUGGUCCCGCUGUGGUGCCGGCUUGGCGUAACCAGACUCUGCUGUGUGUUGGCGGGCAGGGCUUCAACACAGGCCUGGGUAUGUAUUACCAUCUGAUCCUGCAGGUGCCCAUCUUCUUCACCACAGUGGCAGUCAUGCUGUUUACCUACUCCAGGAUACUGAGGGCUUUAAACAUCCGCAUUGGCUCCCACAUGAAGAAGGGCCAGCGGUUCAGGGGGCAAAACCAGAGACAGCAAAAAAGGAGGGCUGGAAUCAGAAAGAGGGACGGUGGGGAGGUAGGAGGGGAGCAGUGCACCACAGAUUUCACCAAACAGCUAAGCCACCCGCCUCUCAUCCCUUCACCUUCCCCCACACACCCCAAUGACAAUGACACCCCCACAGCUACCUCCCCCCCAGCCCUGUCCUCCUCCGCCCCGCUCCUCACCUCUGACACGGGAGCAGCCACCGCCAUGCCCUCCUCCAUGGGAGUCCAGGCCUCCGUGUCGGCCAUCAUUGCGCUGAGGCGUGCUGUGCGGAGACACAGGGAUCGGCGAGAGCGGCAGAGGCGGGUGUUCAGGAUGUCCCUCAUCAUUAUCACCACCUUCCUGGGCUGUUGGGCCCCCCUCUCUGUGACCAACCUGCUAAUCCUGGGCAUCGGCCCCAGUGACGCCCUGGUCAGCCUGCGCCUCUGGUUCUUAGCCCUGGCAUACGGCACCACCGUCUCCCACCCUCUGCUCUACGCGUUCACCCGGCAGAAGCUGCGCCGGGCCCUCCGUGCUAAGGUUAAGAAGAGGGUGGUGUCUCUGCUCCAGGUGGACCCUUCACCGGGGGGCACCGUCAUACACAACUCCUGGGUGGAGAACAGAAAAACCAGCAGGAAGGUGCGGCUGGAAGCGAGCGAAGGUACUGACCGCUGCCUGGCUGAGGUCCUGUGAGACUGGCACAGUAAUUAAAAAAGAAAUAAACACACAAUGAAGUCACAGGUGCGCUCCAUUGUGAAACUCACUGGUGUGUGAAGCCGGAGUGUGAAGCCAGUGUAAAAAGUGUGAAAAACACAUUUCCACCUCUGGGAAAUGUCUUAACGUUAGCACCACCAGCAGCAGCAGCAGCAACACGCUAAACAAAGCAGGGGUGCACACAGCCUCUGCAGCUGAAGAAAUCAACAACAAAAGCAUACAAAUGUACAUAUUUUGCACAACCAUAAUCCAAAAGUAUGUUUACAUAUGGAGUUGUAUGAUAGAUUAUGGUGUUCAUCCAACAGCUCCAAAGAAUGAGUUUUGCCCGCAGAUGAUCUGAUCUGCCGCCCACUCAGAUGCUCGAAGGCAGCUUUAAAAAAAAAUGUUGAUUCACUACACAUAGAAAAUAAAUAUUCAACAAACUCUUUGAAUGUAUUUAUCUUGGCUGUCUUAGUUUUGCUGUGAUGGUAUCAUGUUUUCCAAAGCAAAGGGGGAACAUAUACUUUUACAGGCAAAGCACAUUGAUAUGUUGAUGAUGUAAAUGAAUCAGCAUUUAGGAGAGGAUAAGGUCAGAGAACAAUUAAAGGCUAGUGUUAAAUAUUACCUGCUGUUUUGCUUUAGCUAUAGUACUUAUUACACGGUUAAUAUUACAGUGUUAACAUGAAAUCUUGCAAUGCUCUUUCUUUAUAAAUGCAACUCUUUUGGUCCCAAAUUUUUAUCAAAUGGUGUAAUGUCUUGAUUGGUGUUUUGCAUAUGCAGCCUGGACAAAAUAAGCUCAUUUGUCAAGAUGUUUUUGGAAUAAAGCUUACUGGAGAAUUAGGUAAGGGGGAUUGAUUUCCUUUGUGUACAGUCAGUCAAUAUGAAGCUUCAGGCAACAGUCGAUUACCUUAGCUCAGCAGAAAGACAGGAAACAGAGGGAAACAGUUUGGCUCUGUCCAAAUAAACAAAUGUCCGUGUUUUUGCACUUCACACAGAGCCAGACUCGUUAAUUUCCCCGCUUUCAACUCUUUAUGGUACGCUAAGCUAACCAGCUGCCGACUGUUACUUCAUAUUAAGCAUAGACACAUGCAAUCAAACACCUUAUCAAACUCUCAGUUUAAAUAAGCUUCUUUCCCAAAAUGUCUAACAUGUCCUUUAAAUAGUAAAAACAGAACUCUAUUUUUAUGAUUUAUAAAAUAUUGAACAAUGUAAAAUGCUAAGGUGACACAAUAACAGGAAACCCUUAUUAUGAUGCAGUCCAGAACAUGAACCAAAAUGACAGAAUUUAAAUAAAUCCAUGUUCAUUUAACACCGUUCUGACAAACUGUAACAAAUUAUGCACAAUUACUGCAAAAAAAGGUACUCAUUGCAGGUCUGUUGUUCUGGGUUGCAUUAUAUUUAAGGUGUGUCUUUUGCUUUAAUUCGGCAUGUUAAAAGCAUGCCGUUCGCUUUUGUAAUAGCAUUUAUGUACAUGUUGUAAAUACUGAACAGACAACAAUAUACUUAAUGUGAAAUAUACUGUGCAAGUCACUUCGUCUGUAUGUGACUAGAGACUUUUUCUUGAUUUAGAGGUCGUCCAAAUGUGCACUCCAGCGGGUCAGCCUCAGCAAACACAAGAGAGAAACUGUCCCCACAGAUUGAGGGAUCGUUAAUAAGACAAGAGUUUCUCAUUGACCUUAUUCUGCCUGACUGUGUGUGUGCUCUAAUGCUUUACUCACACUGGGGCUCAUUUCAGGGACCAUGUGAUUUCUCUCUCACACACACACACACACACACACACACACACACACACACACACACACACACACACACACACACACACACACACACACACACACACACACACACACACACACACACACACACACACACAAACGAUUGAUGUGUUCUUGAAUGUAAAACAUGAAAAAGAUUAAUAUUAUACUGUAUGUAAACCAAGAAUAUGCUAUAUUUAUAUGUUUUCUUCAUGGUGUUGUUUUUAUGUGAAUGUAUACCAUG